AUGGCGGACACUCCAUUGCCGGCGGCCCCACCCACGGACGCCCUCAUCCACGACAUUGCCGCCGCCUACAGCGACGACGUACCCUGCCGCUUCAACACCUUCGUCUCGAAGGAAGAGGCCGCGAGAGCCUAUAAUGUCGUGGCGUCGUGGUUCAUUCGUGUGCAGCAUGACCUGAAGAACUUCGAUGACGUGCAGUCGCUCGCGGAGGGCGAGAUGGUGGUGCUGAAGCCGCGCUUACGCCCGCGCGAGGAGGAGCAGCGCCACCGUCGGGCGCUAUAUCGCCUCACCAUCGCCGAGGCGGACGAGAGCGCGAUGGAGCAGUGGCGCCGCGACCACCCGUAA
Molecule: messenger RNA, 342 nt
Organism: Lolium perenne
Lineage: Eukaryota; Viridiplantae; Streptophyta; Magnoliopsida; Poales; Poaceae
Source: RefSeq, a predicted model, not a curated record